Molecule: messenger RNA, 3522 nt
Organism: Prorocentrum cordatum
Lineage: Eukaryota; Dinophyceae; Prorocentrales; Prorocentraceae
Source: the annotation of a GenBank genome assembly
AACCUGAACCCCGCGACCGAAGAAGCGCGGAAGAAGCUGAUCAAGACUCCAAAGAUCCAGCGCAACAUGGUGUGGGCGAUCACACAACUUCGAGAAGCUGGAUUCUGCGACAUCUACCUGGAGCAGACAGUGAGAUGCAGAUCAUGGGCGGGUAACUUCAAGAACCUCAAGCAGGAGCUGCACGGAUGUACUAUCCACGGGUGCAUGUACGAUAUGCGCGAUGAGAAGGAAGACGUGCUGCUGAGGAAGGAGUGGUGCAUAGCGACGACCGAUGAGACGUUCGAGAAGGAGAUUGGACGUCGAUGUCAAGAUCUACACGUUCAUCUACCAAUCGAAGGAGGGACUCGUGUGGCGGCAACUGCGAAUUAUCCCGUGAACAUGUGCAAGAAGAUAGCGAAGCACUUCAUGAAGAAGAUAACGUCAGACGAAGCCCUCUCGUACCUGGUCAAGGAGAUCAAUGUGAAGAACGAUGGGGGGAAGGAGAACCUGGACCUCAGGAACCAGCAGCAGGUGACGGACUACACGACGAUCAACGCUGGCUGGGCAACCUACGAGCUCAAUGACAUGGAGGCCAUCAUCGCGCACCUGCACCGCAACUUCGGGCACUGCAGCUUGACGACAGUGGAGGCCGCUCUCAAGACUCGGAAGGCCGACGAGAAGCUGGUCGAUCUGUGCAAGCACUACGAAUGUCCAUCGUGCAAGGCCGCUCAACGAUUUCAACUUCGUCCAAUUGCGAGCUCAGAGCCCUCAGUUCCGACGCCCGGGAAGGAGCUAGGAUGCGACAACUUCUAUUGGACGCAUCCCCAGAGGGCAUAUCACAUAAGAGGCACCCUGUGUGCAGACUACGGAAGUCGCUUCACUAUUUGCCACGUACUCAACAAGGAGGAGAUGGACAAUAACUGCGGCAACACCACAGCUAAGGAGAUGAAGGAGACGGUCCUGAAGAGCUGGAUCCAGCACUACGGCAAACCUGAAGUUCUUAGAUCAGAUUCUGAAGGUUGUUUUCGACAAGGUGAACGUCGUGCGUGGCUAUCAGGCCAUGGAAUUGAAUGGCGACCAGAACCUGGAGAAGCUCAUUGGCGCAUGGGCGUGGUAGAGAGGUGCAUAGAGACGAUCAAGGAGAUUGCGACUCGGAUGGCCUGGGAAGUCCCGGACGACGUCGAGCCGCAGGAGAUCUUCACGUGGGCGUGCGCCGCGAACAAUGACCUGAUGAGGCGCAACGGCUACAGUCCACUGAUGCUCCUCAUGGGUCGCACUCCUGCUGGACAUGGUCUACACGACGAGGAGAAUCCCUCCACUCUCAGCGCCGAGGUGAAGGGGGAUCAGUUUCAGAAGCUCGUGCUGAACAAGCGGACCGCGUACAAGGCCUGUGUAGACCACUACCUGUCCGAGAAGACGAAGAGAGCGCUGCUGGCCAAGACGCGACCGUUCAAGGUCUGGGAGCCUGGCGAAAAGGCACACUACUGGAGGAGCGCCAAGGGUAACAGCCACAAGACGAAGCAGGGCAUGUCUGGGCGCUUCCAUGGUCCAGCUACGGUGUUGACGCAAGAGCGCGAGGUCAAGAACGGAGUCGCAGAACGUCGCGGAGUUGUCUCUGGCUUGUGGAUGGUGAUCGACUGGUGCGAGCAGCAGCAGCGCACCUACAUGAAUGGCAUGACAUUCCUGAAGGCGAAGAUGGACCGGGAGGAGAUCAACACCGAGAACCACCUCGUGACCACGGAGAUCACCUCUUCCCUGAGGCAGCCGACGAACAUGGACCUGAUCACGGAGAAGAGGAUCUACCAGGAGAAUCAGCAGAAGUUCCAGAAGAGCCAGAUCGAGUACCUGACAGACCUGCUGACAGGCAUCAACAAGCGGGAAGCGAGUGUUGAACCUCCUGAUGAUCGAGACCUGAAGCGACAUCGCGCCGACUUCGUGGCCUACAUGGAAAUGCUGAAGGCGAAGGUGCCUGACGUCUACAUGGCCGAUCUGGGACGCGCAGAUCCUGAAGAAGAAGUCUCUCCGGAGUGGAGGUCGCCCUGGGAGUACUCACGGAAGGCGAAGCAGGAAGACCUCGUCGGCUACUCCACCGAGGACAACGCAGGGCUCGCAGUACUAGUGGGCUUCACGAUAGACGAGAAGGACCUGGGCCAGCUGGAGAAGAAUCCAGAGAGAAUGCUGGCAGCGUUGGUGAAGCUGAACAAGGUUGAGGUCAAGCUGAAGGGUCUUGCACCGGAGGAGAAGAAGCAGCUGCCGUCCGCCAAGGAGAACGAGAUCAAGUCUUUCUUGAAGUAUCGCGUAUGUGAAGCGGCCAGUCGUGCUGGAGUACAUCCCGGAGCGUUAAUGAAGAUGCGUUGGGUCAUUGCCAAGAAGGGGGCGGGCGACCUCAAGGCGCGUCUGGUGGUUCUUGGAUAUACGGAUCCGAGCCUGGGCCGUCUCAUCGGCAUUGCGGUAGCACACGUGGACAACUUCAUGAUUGCGAUCAACAGUGCUUCUCAUGCCGCGGUAGACGCACUUCAAGAAGUACAUGGCGCUUACGAGUGGGGCAGCUGGGAGACGCAAGAUUUCGUUCAGUGUGGGGCUCGCAUUCGACAAGAAUAUGAUGGUCGUACCAAGAGCUGGGGUCGCAUCCAUCUGAACAUGGUCGACUACGCGCAGGAAUUGAAGGAGAUCGACAUACCCGCUCAACGUCGGACAGAUCCAGAAGCUGGAGUGACACCUGGAGAGGCUUCCCAUCUACGAGCAGUUUUUGGACAACCUAUGUGGCUAUCCACUCAAGGUGUUCCACUCAGCAGCGCGGAGCUGUCGCUGUUACUAGCCUACACGAACACGGCGACGAUCAACACCCUGAUGCAGGCGAACAAGCUGGUCAGGAGAGCGCGAGUGGAAGCGGUCAAGGAGCUGAUCAUGGAGAAGCACAUCAAUCCGUGUCUGGUGGGCUACUCGGACGCGGCGUGGAACGUGCGCCGAGAUGGGUCAUCGCAAGGCGGCUUCUUGAUCUUUAUGGCGGACCAGGCGCUGCUGCAGAAUAAGAUCCUCAUUGGUCCAGUUCCUCUGAAGCACUGGGCGCAAGGAUGUGCUCGAAUUCCGGGAGCGCUGGUACUAGACUGCCGUGGAGUGUUUGACGCGCUGGAUAGGUCCGAGAGCAGCGCGCUGGGCAUGAAGGACAAGAGGAGCGCUCUGGAGGCCUUGGCACUGAAGAGAGGUAUGGCGGCUACGGCGACAUCACUUCGUUGGUGUCACAGUGGCGCCCAGCUCAGUGACUGCAUGACGAAGAACGCGGAGAAGGCCUGGGCGAGCUACAACGUCUGGCAGCAACGAGGUACCUGGAAGCUGGUCUACCAUUCCAACUUCAUCUCGGAGAAGCACCGGAAACAGAAGGGUUUGGACACGCUCGAGACGGGCUUCGCAGUGGAUGCAGAUGAUGCGUGGAAGCUCUUCCCUGACUACAUGGAGAUCGAGGACACUGACCUGGACAUCGUGAAUGACUAUCGUCACCCUGGACUGCGACAUCAGAUGAUGCAAGAUGCGACGCCUCAGUGA